AUGAAACAAUGUAAAAUCUACGCGUGGGAUGUCGUCAAUGAGGUGCUCAAUGAGGACGGGUCGGGCAAUAAGCUAAGGGAAAGCCUAUUCUCGCGAACUCUGGGCUCUGGUUUUGUUGAGGAGGCCUUCCAUACGGCACACGCGGCCGACCCUAACGCCAAGCUAUACAUCAAUGACUACGGCAUCGAAGCCAAGAAUAAAAAGUCGGACGCAUUAUACGAGUUGGUGAAGGGCUGGAAAGCUAAGGGAGUGCCGAUACAUGGGAUCGGUAUGCAGACACACUUCAAGGAGGGUGAGGUUCCCGCAACCCUUCAGGAAAACAUUAAACGGUUUUCCGAUUUGGGAGUGGAUGUGGCUAUUACUGAGUUCAGCCUUGCUUUCAGCGCCUGUGAGAAUGUGGACAGGUGUGUCGGGGUUACCGUUUGGGGGUUUACCGAUAAAUACUCGUUUAUCUUCGACAAGGGUUAUGGGGAACAGCAGUUGUGGACAAAGGAUUUUAAGCCCAAACCCGCUGUUGAGGCCGUCGAUAAAGUUUUGAAAUAA
This is a messenger RNA of Oppiella nova, 543 nucleotides long. The record is from the annotation of a GenBank genome assembly. Lineage: Eukaryota; Metazoa; Arthropoda; Arachnida; Sarcoptiformes; Oppiidae.